UCUCUGACGCAUCGGCUGGUUUUACGACGGUGUGCUUGCACAAUGGCAAUUUCCGCCAGUUUGACUUGCUGCUCGCGAACGCGUUGAACUCGCCGUGUUUAGUGUUUACAAUUUUGCUCUAAACGGCCGCUUUUCCGUUAGAAAUCGCGUAUAUAUGUCGACGCCCGCGUCAGGUACAGAGAGAGAUAGCGCUUUGGAGUAGGUUUCUUUUGGUUCGGUUAAAGAGUGAAAAUCCAGCUUGAGGCCCACCUCGAAGAGCUCGAGCGGGGCACAGCUCCGAAAAGUUUGUUGUUGUCACGUGACGCGGAACGAAUGUGGCGAUAAAAGUUUGUUUAGAUAGUGAAACUAGGUGGCGUAUUACGUUUCCCAGAACCUGUUCAACACAGUCCUCACCACGAUGCCUCAACCAAAAUACAGAAAGAUCGCCGUUAUAGGUUACCGGUCCGUAGGGAAGUCCUCUCUUACGAUACAGUUUGUUGAAGGGCAGUUUGUUGACUCCUACGACCCCACCAUUGAAAACACGUUUAACAAAAUGGUCAACGUGAACGGUCAGGACUUCAAUCUGCAGCUAGUAGACACAGCUGGUCAAGAUGAGUACUCAAUUUUUCCACAAUCCCACUCAAUGGAUAUUCAUGGCUAUGUACUUGUCUAUUCAGUGACUUCCAUGAAAAGUUUUGAAGUCGUCCAGGUUCUACAUGACAAGCUGCUAGACAUGGUUGGGAAGAUUCAAGUUCCAACCGUUCUUGUAGGAAACAAAAAAGAUCUUCACAUGGAAAGGGUUAUCAAACCAGAGGAGGGGAAAAAACUAGCUGAUUCCUGGGGAGCUGCUUUCAUGGAGUCCUCCGCCAAAGAAAAUGAGACUGCUGUGGAGGUUUUCAAACGAAUCAUUUUGGAGAUGGAAAAAGCUGACGGGAAUGCACCUCCAGAGGAGAAGAAGUGUGCAGUGAUGUAAAGGUUUAUGCAGGACACCAGCGAGCUGAUUUACUGAAGACAUGAGGCACAACUUCACCAGCUUGCUAAUUGUGGCCUCAUAGGAAGCCGAGAUGGCAGCAGAGGAACAUCUGUUCUCCGCUGAAAAUUCAAAUUGAUUUAAAUAGCAAAGCAGCUGCCUAAAAAAUUAUACCAGAUCCCACUAAUUGUAACCGUUAAAGAAAAUGUCUAGAGCAGGAUUAACUUCUCAAAGAAGCAUCUUCUCUGGAUACAUUGAUGUUUUAAUGCAUCCUGGGAAUAAUUGUUUUUAUUUUUUUAUUUCUAAGGACUGGUCCAUGAUUUCAGCAGGUCUUUUUGACAGUAAUGCAAUCACAGUUCACAUUGCUUUAAAUGUGGUCACAACCGUGGAGUUCCCUUAGUAGUCUGUAAUGAUAUUCAACAUAAGAAAUCUCACUGGGGUUUCGCAGUUCUCGCUGUAAUUGUUAUCUACUCAUCUUCAGGUACCUUUCACUCAUGAAUUGUGGUGAUGUCGCCAUAAAACGAUUCUCUCAUUGAAUAUUUAAUAACUCAUAUUUUAAAGAUCUUCUACGCAGAUACACACCCCUUAUAUCUGUAGCAUAAUUUCUCCCCAUUCUGCGUGAUGAUGUUAUGGACAACACUUGUAAAUGGAAUAGAUAUUUGCUAAUUACAAGUUAUGCCCUUUAUAUACUCUAUAGAUAGAAUCUUAGAAUGUGAUUUGGUACUAUUGAUAAUAUCUGGACCGGUGCAAGCCUUUGCUCUCCUCAUUUUUCUAUGUAGAGUACAAUCUUAGGUGUUUACCAUAAUGAAAAAGAUUGAUAAAUUUCAGUUUUUGAAUUGCAUUUUAGUAUUACAAAAUACUAUUAAAGAGGCCACAGAGUUAGUUUAGUCAUUUUUAAGUUGAUGGCUUUAACGUCCUUGAUAUAACCCAACCUUAGUGCCUGUAGCCUUUCUGACAAAUGGUCGCCGUCACACACUUGAAUGUUUUCUUUCUUUCUUUUUUUUUUUUUUACAAAACCUGUAGCCUUACAGAGAUCUAAUGUACAGUAGUUUUCUGCCCUAAAGCAUUGUGUUGUAGCUGUAGUCGAUACCUCUAACCUCAUAAAAUGCUUUGCGUAAAUAGUUAAAUGGUGGAUAACUGAUGGCAGUUGAGCAGAGGCUGGUGAUGCUGUGUCUUGUGCCUUACAGAUGUUCCAAGUCCUUCAUCCUUUCCUUGACUCGAGGUGCUCUUAAGUUUGUUUUUGUUUUUUGUUUUUUUCCCUCCAUUGACUUGACACCAUAGGUGCGGGUGUUGUGCACCUGAACACCAGUAUUACCCUGUGGGUCAACGGUAAUUCAGAAAUCUUGCUGUAAACUGUUUUGUAAAUAAAUAAAUCUGUCACUUG
Girardinichthys multiradiatus is the source of this 2333-nucleotide messenger RNA. It is a transcript of the gene rhebl1, whose product is annotated as Ras homolog, mTORC1 binding like 1. Lineage: Eukaryota; Metazoa; Chordata; Actinopteri; Cyprinodontiformes; Goodeidae. Gene Ontology annotation, cellular component: plasma membrane. Gene Ontology annotation, molecular function: GDP binding; GTP binding; GTPase activity. The record is from RefSeq and is a predicted model, not a curated record. The coding region runs from base 398 to 952 and encodes 184 amino acids. The transcript has 8 exons. Gene Ontology annotation, biological process: small GTPase-mediated signal transduction.